AUUAGUUGCAAGUGGCAUGAUUCGGUUUCCCGUAGUUGCUUUUCUCCUUAAAUCUAUCAAAUAAAGAAAUCCGAAUUCUUUCGCCACGCUACCUGCUCGAUCCUGCCUCUUCCGUCUUCUUCUUCUCCGUGUUUUCUUCAACCUCGUAAUUUCGCCAUCUCUCUCUCUCUCUUCCCCAGCAAGAUGGGCCUUUCAUGGAGCAACCCCAGAAGAAGAAGCUACCCAUACCCAUACCCGCCGCCGCCACCGCCUCCUCACCACUCGUACUACUACUCCGCGGACCACCCCCACCACCCUCCUCCGGCGCCGCCGAAUGGCUACUUCUCCGCCCCUCCUUACCCUCCGCCCCACCAUCACCCACCUUAUCCUGCGUACCCUCCUCCGGUGCCCUCCUACGGCGGUCCAGUCUCCUACAGCUCGUACAGCUACUCGGGUCCCGUGGCGGGUCGGGUCGGUCCGCACCCGUACUACGCGAACCAGGCGAGUGGGUGGCCCCCGGCUCGGCCUGCGAUGGCGGCGGCGGCGGCGGCACCUCCGACGGCCUACGUGGAACAGCAUCAGAACGCCAAGAAAGUGAGGAACGUGGUGAAUGUGCACAAGGACACAAUCAGGGUCGAGAUCGAUGAGCACGACCCGGAUUGCCACUUGGUGUCUUUCCUGUUCGACGCGUUACAUGACGGAAGUAUUACUAUCUUGUAUUUUGGCAAGGAAGAGUCCAAUUGCCGAUUGGUUCCCCUGUUUCCUGAAGCAUUCGGGCCUGCCAAAUUCCAAUUUCAAAAAGGACUAGGUCAAAAAUUUUGUCAGCCUUCAGGGACUGGCAUUGACUUAGGCUUCUUUGAAUUGGAUGAUCUCUCAAAACCAUCUCCUGGAGAGGAUGUGUUUCCUCUUGUCAUAUCUGCUGAAACAUGCGUACUGCCUCAUUCAGUAGAUGACCAUUUAGUUAAUCCAGUGCCAUGCGCCUCCUCUCACACGCAAAUAACUCAGGCUGUUCUGGAGAAAAAUAAUGGUGGUCCUUUUCAUGUAAAAGUUGUGAAGCAAAUUCUCUGGGUGGAUGGAGUUCGUUAUGAGCUACGUGAGUUAUAUGGGUUAGGGAGCUCUUCAGCAGAGAGUUAUAAUGACAAUGAUCCAGGGAAGGAAUGUGUAAUUUGCAUGACUGAGCCAAAGGAUACUGCCAUUUUACCCUGCCGACAUUUGUGUAUGUGCAAUGAGUGUGCCAGAGCAUUGACGCAUCAGUCAAAUAAGUGCCCCAUAUGCCGUCAACCCAUCGAGGAACUAAUAGAGAUCAAGAUAAGUAACUGAAUUCUGAGAGGCCCCAUUCUUACUAAAUGGGAUUGCAUGGUUCAAAUCCUAUUUUUUGACUCCUCUUCAGCUCUUCCCAUGAGUCUUAUUUUCAGAUGCAUGGGUUCUUAAUGUAAUUGUCAUUUGUUCUCAACCUAAUGCCAGCUGGCAGUAACUAAAAUGUAAAUGUUCUACAUGAAUUUUUCACUUUGCUGGUGUUGAGAGGUCGUCUUAGUCCAAGAAUGCUCGAGCUCGGAAAGAAGACCUGCACAUAUAUGUACAGAUGCAUCAGCAAAGAGUGGGCGUUAGCUUAUUUAUGACAACUCCUUUGUGUAGUUUUAUAUUGAACUGAGCUUUCUUGACAAUGUUGUUGAGAGCAGUCCUUGUACAAAUGACACUGCCUUCUCCACUCACCCAGUGUAUUGUGUAUGGUGUGAAAAGAAUUGUAAUUUGUAAGCACUAGAUGUGUGUGUCCUGAUAGUUAUCAGUGAUUUUUGUGAUUUA
This is a messenger RNA of Rhodamnia argentea, 1782 nucleotides long. Its product is annotated as probable E3 ubiquitin-protein ligase LUL4. The record is from RefSeq and is a predicted model, not a curated record. Lineage: Eukaryota; Viridiplantae; Streptophyta; Magnoliopsida; Myrtales; Myrtaceae. Gene Ontology annotation, molecular function: ubiquitin protein ligase activity. The transcript is spliced from 3 exons. The coding region runs from base 184 to 1299 and encodes 371 amino acids. Gene Ontology annotation, biological process: protein ubiquitination.